This is a messenger RNA of Erythranthe guttata (spotted monkey flower), 1839 nucleotides long. The record is from RefSeq and is a predicted model, not a curated record. NCBI's taxonomy places the organism in Eukaryota, Viridiplantae, Streptophyta, Magnoliopsida, Lamiales, Phrymaceae.
AUGAAGUUAAACGGAAUUCGAUUUGGGCGUUUUCUCACUUCUUCUUCUUCUUCUUCCCCAAAUUGUAAGUUUCGUCGCCGAUUAGGUUUUUUUCUCUCUCAGAUUCGUGAUUUCGGUAAAAUAUCCGUCGCAGAUCGCAAUUUUCUCGAGAAAUUCAAUUCUGAUCUGCAAAAUGUUAACGACCGAUUCGAAGCUCUUAAUCUGUACGCAACUCUGAGCACAACGAAUCCUCUUCCUUCUGUAAUAACUUUCAAUCGGCUGCUUUCGCGCACAGUCAACAACCUCAAAGAAUAUUCCACCGCCAUUGCCAUUUUCAAACGCAUCUGCAAUUUGGGGAUCUCAGUCGAUGUAUACACUCUCAACAUCGCCGCCAACAGUUUUUGCCUCUCGAACCAAGUUAAUCAAGGGUUUUCGAUUAUGGGUUCGUUCUUCAAGCGCGGUUUUGCUCCCGAUGCAUUCACUUUAGGCACCUUGUUAAACGGUUUGAUUAUCGAAAACAGGAUUUCCGAUGCGCAGGAAUUGUUCGACAAGAUCGUAAGAGAAGAGGCGUGCGAGGUCAAUGCUUUCUUUUACGGUAUAAUGAUCUAUGGGCUCUGCGGGUCGGGCAAUACAUCAAUGGCGAUCGAAUAUUUGCGAGUGAUGGAAAAACAUCGAUAUAAGGCCGACGUCAGAAUAUACACCAUGAUUAUCGACAGCUUAUGCAAGAGUCGGAAAAUAGACUCUGCCAUGGAAUUUUUUGUCGAAUUGUUAGGGAAAGGUAUAAAACCUAACGUUGUCACGUACACUGCGUUGAUUUGUGGGUUCUGUAGUUCGAGCCGUUGGAAAGAGGUGAACGAAUUAUUGAACGACAUGAUAAUAAAUCGGAAGAUAUAUCCGAAUAUUGUGACGUUCGGUACAUUGAUCAAUGCUUAUUGUAAGGAAGGACUAAUGGACGAAGCCGAGCGUGUGAUAAAUAUCAUGAAGGAGAAAAACCUGGCUCCAGAUUUAGUUUCCUAUUGUGCCCUCAUGGGUGGGUAUUGCACGCAAGGGCGUUUGGAUGAAGCUAGGCGAGUUUUCGAUUUGAUGGUUUAUGGAGAUAAUAAUAAUAUUGGUUUUAAUGUUUACAGUUUCAAUAUCUUGAUCAACGCGUAUAUUAAGAAUAUGCAGAUGGAAGAGGCGAUGGGUAUCUUCCACGAGAUGCGUCGUAAAGGAGUUGAGCCGAAUAUAGCUACGUAUAACUUUUUAUUAGCAGAGUUGUUUAACGACGGUAGAUUAAGUACUGCGAUGGAGCUUUUCGAUAAGUUGCAAGCCGUGUGGCGAAUACCGAACUCGUAUACUUACUCGGUUGUUUUGAGGGGACUGUGUAAGAACGGGGAAGUUGAACGAGCACUAUUGUUGUUGGAGGAAUUGGAGAAGAAAGGCGAGAAUCUCCGUACUAGUUACUACAAUACGAUAAUGGACGGGUUUUGUAGAUUGAACGAGCUCGAAAAACUUGGUGUGAUUCGAGCUAUAUUUAGAGGUCUUUCUUGUAAGAAAUUGGAGCCCGAUGUGGUAAGCUAUAAUAUCCUAAUUAAAGGAUGUUGUCAACAUGGUCUAAUGGACGAAGCUAUUGAUCUUCUCGAGGAAAUGGAAGGUACGGGUUUGUUGCCCGACGAGGUUACGUACAAUAAUAUUGUUCGAGGGUUUUUGGCGAGGGGCAAUUACGACAGUUUUGAUGAUGCGGUGAAGUUUCUUGAUAAAAUGCAAGAAAGAAAGCUCCCGCCAGAUGAAUCGACCUCGGAAUUGUUGUUUGAAUUACUCGGGAAAAUUAAACACGAUAAUGUGAUUGAAAAGUUAGGUCCGAGUAAUCUGAGAAAAUAA